GUGACCGGCAGGGGAGCGGACCAAUGGGAGCGAAGCUUAGCAUCUCCCGGUUCUGGUCCCCAUCUAGAGCUGGAGAGAAUGGGCGGUGUCCUGGGAGCCUAGAGCCCGGGCGACAGGCAGGCCGGCCGGCCGGAGGAGCUGGCGUGAUACACUAGCUGUGCCCAGGCUCCCGGGGAAAGCGCUGCUGCGGCAACUUUAAAGGGAGUCUUCUGAGAUCCUCGCAGCAGCUCACUCCCUCAGCCUUCCUUUCUUUCCGUUUUUCUCCCCACCCGUCUGCACAUCCUGUGUUUUAUUCUAUUUCGCUCCAGUAAGGCUGGGGAGGAGGAUGAAUUGCGUUGACUGUGGUUGAAAAGAAGCUGUUGGCUUCGGGAAGGCGCGGGAGGCAGGAUGCUGAUCUGGGCUGCAGGCGUGGAGGUGACUACGGCCCUGACAUUGCAUAAGUGCAAGGCUGUGACUCAUCAAACCAUUUACUAAGGCAUGGAAUGGUUGCAAUGUGCAUUGAUAGAAGUACAUGCCCUGAUGAAAUUGUGGAAACUUGGAGUAUUGAGGUUGAGACAAGAAUGCACAUCAUGUCACCAGGAGGUGGAGGCAGAAGUGUUCCAGUCCCAUACUUCAUUCCCUGUCCUAGGCAAGGAUUACAGCCACUCCAUCCAGAAUCAUAGCAGGACAAGACCAGGACCUGACUAUUCCAUCCAAGAGUCCAGGAAUGGACUAUUAUUCCUGGUACUGGAACAAAGUCCCAACUAAAAAAAAAACAACAACUGAGGGUGGAGACAUAAGUAAACAGAAGCAAACAGAAUACAGUGAAAAACAAUAUUGUUUAAGGAUCCGAAGCAAUGAUGGUCAGAGAUUGUCAGGAGGACAAUGCUAAGGACUGCUUUUUUGGUUAAUGUUGCAUAAAAAGCACAAAGUGUCUCUCGGUGUAGUGCAGACUAUUAGGACCUUUCUUUCACCAACAUUACAGGAAACAUGUCCAAAAAGAACCGCAACAAGGGCGAAAAGCCUGAAAUGGAAAUAGAAGCGGUACAGGCAGCCAAUGAAGAGCUUCGGGCUAAGUUGACCAACAUUCAGAUAGAAUUUCAACAGGAGAAGAGUAAGGUGGGGAAGCUGCGGGAGAAAAUCCAAGAAGUCAAGCAAGAGAGAGAACAGGAGCAGCACAAACACACAGCCUACAUCUCUGAGCUGAAGGCAAAACUGCAUGAAGAAAAGAUGAAGGAGCUUCAGGCACUCAGGGAGGCACUCAUCCGGCAGCAUGAGCAGGAAGUUGCUCGCAUGGUCAAAAUUAAGGAUGGGGAGGUGCAGCGAUUGCAGACCACAGUGAAUGUUUUGAGAGAUGGUGCAGCUGACAAAGUGAAAACAGCUUUAUUGAAUGAGGUCAGAGAAGAAGCUCGGAAAUCAUUUGAUGGAGAACGCUUAAAGCUGCAGCAGGAAAUAUUGGAGCUAAAAUCUGGGAAGAAGCAGGUUGAGGAGGCUUUGAACAAUUUUAUGCAAGCAGAUAAGAUGAAGGCUGCUGACUUGCGCAUGGCUUAUCAGUCUCACCAGGAUGAGAUCAAUCGAAUAAAAAGGGAAUGUGAGCGGGAUAUCCGCAGACUGAUGGAUGAGAUAAAAGGCAAAGACAGAGUGAUCCUGGCCUUGGAAAAAGAUCUGGGUGUGCAGGCAGGCCACACCCAAAAGUUACUUCUCCAGAAAGAGGCAUUAGAUGAACAGCUUGUACAAGUGAGAGAAGCUGAGCGUUACCACAGUAGCCCAAAGAAAGAACUUCCGGGGGGAAUUGGAGACAUCUCUGAAUUGAUGGGCUUCUCGGAGCAGCAUAUGGAUGAACGAGAUGUGCGGAGGUUUCAACUAAAAAUUGCUGAGCUCAAUGCAGUAAUUCGGAAGCUAGAAGAUAGAAAUACUCUGUUAGCAGAUGAGAGAAAUGAACUGUUGAAACGUUCUCGUGAAACAGAAGUUCAGCUAAAGCCUCUUGUUGAAAAAAAUAAGAGAAUGAUGAAGAAAAAUGAUGACUUGUUACAGAGUAUACAAAGGAUGGAAGAAAAAAUUAAAAAUCUCACAAGGGAAAAUGUAGAAAUGAAAGAAAAGUUGUCUGCCCAGGCUUCUUUAAAACGUCACACUUCCUUGAAUGAUCUCAGCCUUACCCGAGAUGAACAAGAAAUUGAAUUUUUGAGGCUUCAGGUCAUGGAACAGCAGCUAGUUAUCGAUGAUCUCUCCAUGGAAAGAGAACGCUUAUUGCGCUUGAAGAGACACAAAAGACUGCCGAAACUGCCAAAGAAGCAUGUUGUGGAGACAUUUUUUGGAUUUGAUGAAGAAUCUGUUGACUCAGAAACAUUAUCUGAAACCUCUUAUAAUACAGACAGGACAGAUAGGACACCAGCAACACCAGAGGAAGACCUGGAUGAUACCACAACCAGAGAAGAGGCAGACUUGAGGUUUUGUCAGCUGACUAGAGAAUACCAGGCUUUGCAGAGAGCCUAUGCUUUGCUUCAGGAACAAGUGGGUGGAACCCUGGAUGCAGAGAGAGAAGCCAGGACUCGUGAGCAACUACAAGCUGAUCUAAUUAGGUGCCAGGCCAAAAUCGAAGAUUUGGAGAAAUCACUAAUUGAGAAAGGACAGGACUCAAAAUGGGUUGAAGAGAAGCAGCUGCUGAUUAGGACAAACCAAGAUCUGUUAGAAAAGAUUUACAGGAUGGAAAUGGAGGCGAGUCAGCUGAAGAAUGAGAUGCAGGAUGCAAAAGACCAGAAUGAGCUGUUAGAAUUCAGAGUACUAGAACUGGAAGAGAGAGAACGAAGGUCGCCGGCAUUUAAUCUUCACAUAACCACCUUCCCGGAAAACAACGGAAGUGCCCUUCAACUGUUCUGUCACCAAGAAGGAAUAAAGGAUGUGAAUAUUUCUGAUCUUAUGAAGAAAUUAGAUAUCCUUGGAGAUAAUGGGAAUUUGAGAAAUGAAGAACAGGUUGCAAUAAUCCAAGCUGGAACUGUCCUUUCUCUGUGUGAAAAGUGGUUGAAACAAAUUGAGGGAACAGAAGCAGCACUAACACAGAAAAUGAUAGACCUGGAGAAUGAAAAGGACCUCUUCAGUAAGCAAAAGGGCUACCUAGAAGAGGAACUGGAUUAUAGAAAGCAAGCCUUGGAUCAAGCUUACAUGAAAAUCCAGGAGCUGGAAGCCACACUGUACAGUGCUCUGCAGCAGGAGCCGGGCAGGCGGGCCAGCGAGGCGCUGAGCGAGGCCCAGCGGGAGGACCUGCGAGCGGCCGUGGAGAAGGUGCGGAGGCAGAUCAUGAGGCAGAGCCGGGAGUUUGACAGCCAGAUCUUGCAUGAGAGGAUGGAGCUGCUUCAGCAGGCCCAGCAGAGGAUUCGGGACCUAGAAGAUAAAAUAGAACUUCAAAAACGACAACUGAAAGAAAUAGAGGAAAAGCAUUUAUUCUGUGGCCUUGAUGACUCCAGUGAGCCAAGAAAUCGGGAUCUAAAAAGAGCUUAUGGAGUGAACGCCUAAGUGUUGCUGCAGCCCAACCCCUUCAUCCAAAGACAAAGCCCUUCAACUUCAACCCCUUCGAGCACUGAAUGUUGACUGGACACAGCUUGAAACUGAGACAUUUUGGUGAUGAAACUGUACAUGCCACUUUUCAA
Messenger RNA from Dromiciops gliroides (monito del monte), 3623 nucleotides. It is a transcript of the gene JAKMIP1, whose product is annotated as janus kinase and microtubule interacting protein 1. NCBI's taxonomy places the organism in Eukaryota, Metazoa, Chordata, Mammalia, Microbiotheria, Microbiotheriidae. The record is from RefSeq and is a predicted model, not a curated record. The transcript is spliced from 24 exons. Bases 970 to 3489 code for a protein of 839 amino acids. Gene Ontology annotation, molecular function: GABA receptor binding; kinase binding; microtubule binding.